This is a messenger RNA of Porites lobata, 393 nucleotides long. Lineage: Eukaryota; Metazoa; Cnidaria; Anthozoa; Scleractinia; Poritidae. The record is from the annotation of a GenBank genome assembly.
AUGAAAAAGAAGCCUAUUACCACAGAAAUCAUAAGGAGUAUUUUAGAUAUUCAUGACAAGAAAGAUGCUAAUUUGAAGAAUCUUCGUAUCGCUGCGUUAUGCUCUUUAGCUUUUGCAGGAUUUUUUCGUUACGACGAAUUAUGCAAUAUUGUUCCUAAGCAUAUCGAAUUUCACAGCGAUUAUAUAAGAAUCUUUGUACCUCGUAGUAAGACAGAUGUUUAUAGGGAAGGGAAUUUCGUCUUUAUUAGUGCAUCCAGGUCUAAGUACUGUCCUGUUGGUGUUUUACAACGGUAUUUAGAUUUAUCUGGUAUUGACUUAUGUAGUUCUCUCCCUUUAUUUAGACCGCUUGUUUUUCACCGUAGUAGUUCUAGCUAUACUCUGAGAAGUGGAAAG